AUGGAUUCUACUGCAAGUCAUAUCGAGCGCACGAAAAUCCUAGCCAAGCAUGACCAAAGCUCAUCAGGCACCACAUUAGUGGAGCACGUUAAUGUUUGGGAAAGAGACUUGAAGCCAAUUGGAAWGGGUGGCUUCGGCGUUGUGUAUCGGGAGGUGUGCAUCAAAGGACAUGCAAUGGGUCAGGUGAGAGCCGUCAAAAAGUUGCCGAUAAAAACCGACCGCUCUCCCAUCAACCACGACAAAGAGCUUGAGGCGAUUGCAGUUUUUUCAAGACCAGAAUGGCAUGCUCGUUUCAUCACAUCCUUUGGAUGGUACGAAGACCAAGGUAUUGUCCACAUUGACAUGGAAUAUGCCCCGUUCSGAGAUCUACACCAUCAUCUCCACCACCCUCUACCAGUAGAUGAAGUUUUCAUCAUAGCAGAUCAAGUAUUCGACGCCAUGGCUACGAUGCAUGAGCUCGGCUAUGUCCACAGGGACCUAAAGCCUGCAAACUUACUCGUCUUUCAACAGGGCCCUCAAUGGCACGUCAAAAUAGCAGAUUUCGGUCUGACGAAACGAACUGGUGAAAUCGUCAAGCCCUGGGAGAUGCAAAAUGGCACCUACCAAUUCAUCGCACCGGAAAUGAGAGGCCCCUUCCCCGCUCCCGGAUUCUCAUAUACCAACGCAUUGGAUAUAUGGGCUCUGGGUGUGGUAGGUUUCCUGCUUCUGACUAAAACCUAUCCGUUUCAAGACCCACCUAGUCUGUGGCAGUUCAUGCGCCUCACGCGCUAUGACCGGCAGAAUUGGCUGCGCGGUCGCAUAGCUGAUGAUGCGAGUUGCAAAUGGAUUGAGGAAUGUCUUGAGCCUCGAUCGAUGGAUCGGCCGACUGCGAGAGAUGUUCAACAGUAUUGCGCACGAUAUCGUCGUUUGCAUGGAGAUAGAAGCCGUGGAUGA
This is a messenger RNA of Ramularia collo-cygni, 933 nucleotides long. RefSeq lists its product as uncharacterized. The record is from RefSeq and is a predicted model, not a curated record. The coding region runs from base 1 to 933 and encodes 310 amino acids. Lineage: Eukaryota; Fungi; Ascomycota; Dothideomycetes; Mycosphaerellales; Mycosphaerellaceae. Gene Ontology annotation, biological process: protein phosphorylation. The transcript has 3 exons. Gene Ontology annotation, cellular component: cytoplasm. Gene Ontology annotation, molecular function: protein serine/threonine kinase activity; ATP binding.